UCGGCUAAUUACGACGUUGACAAGAUUCGCGGUGUGAACAUUGGUGGUUGGCUCGUGCUGGAACCAUGGAUCACCCCAGCGAUCUUCGAGGAAGUAGGGGACGCAGCCGUUGACGAGUGGACACUCACGGAGGUUCUGGGCAAGGAAAAUGCUAAGGACAGACUGUUGAAGCACUGGGGGAGCUUCGUCAGCCAGACCGACUUUGAUGAGAUUGCCGCAGCUGGAUUGACUCACGUCAGGAUUCCUGUUGGCUACUGGGCUGUCAUCCCGCUCAACGAUGAGCCCUACGUUAAUGGUCAACUGGACUUCCUUGACCGGGCAGUUUUCUGGGCUCAGUCCGCUGGUCUCCAAGUGAUCGUUGAUCUCCAUGGAGCUCCGGGCUCUCAGAACGGAUUCGACAACAGCGGUCGCAGAGGCCCUGUUCAAUGGCAACAAGGAGACACUGUUGACCGGACAACCGCCGCGAUUCAGGGAUUGAUUGAUCGAUACUAUGAAUACCCCAAUGUUAUAUUCGAGGCUCUCAAUGAGCCCAGCAUCCCCGCUGGCGUGGACAGGGACCUCUUGAGCCAGUACUACGGCGACUUCGAGCAGAGGGUUCAUGAAGUGAAGCCGGAUGCUACUUUUGUCUUGCACGAUGGGUUCAACCCAGUGGACAGCUGGAACGGCUUUUUGUCCGAGAACAACGUGGUCAUCGACAACCACCACUAUGAAGUUUUCGACAACUCGCUUCUGACAAAGGAUGUCAGCACGCAUGUCCAAAACGUCUGCGCGCACAGCUCUGGACAGCUCCAGAAGUCCGACAAGUGGGCUAUCGUGGGUGAAUGGACCGGUGCUAUGACCGACUGCGCGAAAUACCUCAACGGCAAGGGAAUCGGCGCUCGCUACGACGGUACCAUGUCCGCUGACUUCAGUGCCGGUUCAUGCGAUGGCAAGUCUGUUGGUACUGUGGCCGAGUUUUCUGGCGAGGACAAGGAAAACACCCGUCGCUUCAUUGAAGGUCAACUGGAUGCUUGGGAGCAAAAGAGUGGCUGGGUGUUCUGGACCUGGAAGACUGAGGGUGCUCCUGAAUGGGACAUGAGGCAGUUGCUUGCCGAGGGUGUGUUCCCUCAACCUCUGGAUGACCGACAGUUCCCUGGCCAGUGCGGCUAA
Molecule: messenger RNA, 1149 nt
Organism: Aspergillus glaucus CBS 516.65
Lineage: Eukaryota; Fungi; Ascomycota; Eurotiomycetes; Eurotiales; Aspergillaceae
Gene: exg1
Product: glucan 1,3-beta-glucosidase
Exons: 2
Biological process (GO): glucan catabolic process
Cellular component (GO): extracellular region; cell surface
Molecular function (GO): glucan exo-1,3-beta-glucosidase activity
Source: RefSeq, a predicted model, not a curated record